AUGCUAGAGGAGCGCGGCCAAGUAUCAGUCGCACUCACCUACAAGAGCGACCUAUUUCAGGCCACUAUGAAGCUUGUUCUGCUAGCUUGGUCAGAUGUCGGCCUCUCCGAGAGCAACUGCAGACCUAAGAGACUAGCGAUUGAACGCCGCGCACUAGCGCUAUUCUCUUUCAAAGCUAUGUAUUUCAAUAGCUACCAGAAAAUUGACUAUACCCUCAAAGCGCGUAAAGGUACCCAUUUGAGCAAUAUAGCAGCCAGCGAGCCCUGGACAAAGAUGUAA
Wallemia ichthyophaga EXF-994 is the source of this 279-nucleotide messenger RNA. RefSeq lists its product as uncharacterized. The transcript is spliced from 2 exons. The record is from RefSeq and is a predicted model, not a curated record. The coding region runs from base 1 to 279 and encodes 92 amino acids. Lineage: Eukaryota; Fungi; Basidiomycota; Wallemiomycetes; Wallemiales; Wallemiaceae.